AUGGAUCGUUAUGGAAAGACAUCGAAUGGAAUGGAAUUGACUCGAAUGGAAUGGACUGGAAUGGAACGGACUCGAAUGGAAUGGGCUGGGAAGGGAGGGGUUGAACGGAAUGGACUGGAGAGGAAUGGACUCGAAUGGAAAGGAAACGAGUGGAAUGGAAUGGAGUGGAAUGGCUUGAAAUGGAUAAGAAAUGAAAAGAAUGUAAUGGAAUCGGAUGGAAUGGAAUUGAAUGUAUUGGAGUCGAGUAGAACAGAAUUGAAUGGAAUGGCAUCAAAUGGAAUGGAAACGAAAGGAAUGGAAUUGAAUGGACUCAAAUGUUAUGGAAUCAAAGGGAAUGGACUCAAAUAG
Entrophospora sp. SA101 is the source of this 348-nucleotide messenger RNA. The record is from the annotation of a GenBank genome assembly. Lineage: Eukaryota; Fungi; Glomeromycota; Glomeromycetes; Entrophosporales; Entrophosporaceae.